This is a messenger RNA of Anopheles funestus (African malaria mosquito), 8399 nucleotides long. RefSeq names its product sodium-dependent phosphate transporter 1-A (gene NaPi-III). Lineage: Eukaryota; Metazoa; Arthropoda; Insecta; Diptera; Culicidae. Gene Ontology annotation, molecular function: phosphate transmembrane transporter activity. Gene Ontology annotation, biological process: phosphate ion transmembrane transport. The transcript has 7 exons. Bases 2377 to 4455 code for a protein of 692 amino acids. Gene Ontology annotation, cellular component: membrane. The record is from RefSeq and is a predicted model, not a curated record.
GUCAAACAGCAUGGACGCGUGAGUUCCCUGCCGACGACGAAUAAUCAUCGCUUUGGUCCCAUUUUUCCAAUUUCAUCGUUUUUGUGUUGAUUGGCUCGUGGUGUGACGGGUGUGUUUUCGUUUCGCUUCAACAUAUUGUGGUUUGAAGCGUCGUGCGCGAUCCUUCCGGUAGAUCGAAAAGCCAAAGGUCGAUCGAUACGCUCUAUAAUCCCGGAAUCACCUUCCUGCCUUCUUCUGCUGUACCGUGCUGCUUCUACCAUCCUUCGGUGACAGUGAAAUCUGUGACCGGGUCGGAAGACGGAGACAGAGUAAACCAACCACUUACCAACCUUUUUACCGAUUCGCUCCAUUUCCCGGGGGGUCAUUUUCCACACCCGGUACCCUUUACCAGGACAAAACCCCGUGUAUCCGUCGUACGAAAAGUGUACAUCACAUAGCGGACCGCGUGUAUCUUUCGUGCUGUGCUGUUUUUCCCGUCUGUAUGUUCCGCGUGUGCGCGCCUUACCGCUUGUAAGGGUGAACGAGACAUCCGACAGAACUGGUUGCAAGUGGUGCAAAAAUCGGUUCCCGGCACAAUCCCGUGUUUCCCUGGUGCCCGAAUCCGAACCUUGACGGGUAGGAACGGAGAUGUGCAACCAAGUGACCACACGUAUUCAGAAAUGAUUAUACACAUCCGGAACCAAGUGGCUGUUUAAAUCCAGUAAAAAUAUCGCCUUCCAUUUUGACCGUCGACGCAAUUGGAUCUCGGGAAAAUUGAGCUCAACGUUUGACGACACUUUACGAGAUACCUGGCGGAGAUUUCCUACAGGAGAAAAAAACAAACAAUCAAGUUUUUGUAAAUCGGUUUAACAUUCUUUUAAAAAAAGCGGUUUGAUCCACCGCAGUCAGGAGUGUCUGCGUAGGGUGUAGAACGCGAAAUAGUCUUAAUCCGUUCAGGACGGAGCAAAGUCUUCUAAAGUAGUGGCUUUCCGUUACCGGAAGGUUCCGUAACAUCGUACGAGCGAUACGUUUGUCUCUGGCGCGCAAGCACCACCGACAACAACCCGCCUCCAAAACCCGCUUCUUAAAACGAUGGCUGUUUUUACAAAACUCUGCCUACCAGAUAUUGUCAAAUUAAAACGCUAGUUAGUAACCGCUGUUGUGUCCAUCUUCGUGUUUGUCGGUGGUCAUUACAAGAAUUUACUAACUUAACGUUUUUAAGGUACAAUAUCUGCAUUCUUGGUUUUUUUUCCAUUCUUUUUUCCGUUCACUCACCAACAUUACUUGGUACUUCGAUUAUUAGUUUUCACUUCCUUUUCCCGGAUAGUUUUUGCCAUUUCAGAGUUACUUCACGCAGGCACCCCCCUGCAUAUUUGCAUCCAUUUUUUGUGAUACUGUUUCUCUUGUUCUUUCUCAUUUUGUUCCCAUCAUCAUCCACUGGUUGGAAGAUAAAGUGCAGCAAUUUCGAUUUGAUUGCUUCCAUUCUACGAUUGUUGUUAGUUUCUGUUCAUUGAAAGUCAAUUUCAUUCGGAUUCCGUUACUUACCUAACCAUUUUUUUAAGUGUAGCUCAUACUUUAAAGUACACAAUCGUAUUAGGCAUUACUAUAAAUACUUAAUAGUUUUAAUACUAACGCUUAGAACAGAAGCACACUGUUUGUAGCGCGGUGUGUAGUGAUCAUUACUGGAGAAAGAAGAAAGUAAAAUCAUCUUCAUUGUUAGCACCAACAUUUGAACGGAUCGUGAGGCAGCAUUUUGUUUAAUUUUCGCACCCGCUAAUCGUUAAGCACAUAGCGUUUUCCGGUGUAUGAACCACAAGAAGAAGGCAAUUCUUAAACUUUUUAUUGCUUCUGUAAAGCAGCACAGGUUAAAAGGAGCUCAGUUUUGGGGUGAAGAGAAGAAACCGCAAGCUACAAACAAACUCGUGUUAGAGUUUAGUAUUUAGCGUAAAAAAGCGACAGCAUCCUAAAGAAGACAUCUUCCUUUUGAACGUGAUUGAACAAGACUUGAUACACCACAACCGCGCAUCCCCUCUCGAUCGAUUUUAAUUAAGUAAAAAAAAGCAAAGCUUUUCCUUGUUUUUUUUUUUGUUAAAACCAUAUUAUCUCAGAUUGUAAUAUUAUAUUGCUUGUCUCAUUGUCUUUCCGGGCAGGAGGAAGUAUUUUUUUAGUACGACAAUUUCUGUCUGUCUCGUAAAGUUUAGUUUAUCUCAAAAAACACACACACUCCACUUUUGGCUGAUCGGAGCAUUUCUAUUCAAACGCUGGUCGGUUAAUAAAAGCUUGAUCCUUAAUUCUUCCAUCCUGUUUGGGAACGCCCUCUCAAAGGCAAUCGUUUAAGUUUGUCACUGGAAAUUAAAGUUUAAAUCCACCCCACCCAAUUGCUUGAAACCGAGCAGAAUGGAACCGUUUUCAUCGGAUAUACUGUGGCUGGUGAUCUUGGGCUUCGUGAUAGCGUUCAUUCUGGCAUUUGGCAUCGGUGCCAAUGAUGUGGCAAACUCGUUCGGUACUAGCGUCGGCUCUGGUGUGCUGACAAUACGUCAAGCCUGUUGGUUAGCUACCGUAUGCGAGGUGUCUGGUGCUGUUUUGAUAGGCUACAAAGUGUCCGAUACGAUGCGUAAAGGUAUCCUGGAAGUAGUGAUGUACAAGGGCAGCGAAAUCGAACUAAUGCUCGGCUGCCUGUCGGCUUUGGCAAGUUCCGCGUUGUGGCUGCUGGUAGCAACGUUCCUAAAAAUGCCCAUCUCCGGCACGCACAGCAUCGUUGGUUCGACGAUCGGGUUCAGCCUGGUCGCCCGCGGUACCCAAGGGCUGAAGUGGAACACACUGCUUACGAUUAUCGGUUCCUGGUUCAUCUCGCCCGUACUCAGCGGUUUAGUGAGCGUGGUACUGUUCUGGAUGAUCCGCAAGUUUAUCCUGCACGCGAAGAACCCCCUGGAAGCUGGACUGUUCUCAUUGCCGCUUUUCUAUGGUGCGACAUUGGCUGUGAAUGUUUUUAGUAUCGUGCACGAUGGACCAAAAUUGCUGUAUAUGGAUAACAUCCCGCUGUGGGUGGCGCUCGUGGUCAGCGUGUUGCUUGGUGUCACCGUGGCAAUAUUGGUACGGUUGAUAAUUGUGCCAUGGCAAAGACGCAAGAUUAUCAACGGUUCGGAUGGAGCAAACAAGACGGAGUUCAUGCUCGGUGACUCGGACGGAGACUCGUCGUCGAACGGUAGUCCGCGUCGGGCGAAGCGGCCCCUUUCCUUGGUGGCGAGUGACGGUAAACCUCUGCCGGCCAUUACCGAGACGACCGAGCUAGUGUCGCUGUCCUCGCAUCAACAGCAGGGCCCACAAAAUGGUUUGGUCAAGAAACUGUCCAACGAUCUUACAUCCGGCGGUGGUAUUGGUGGGCCGUACAGCUUCAAUCCGGAAAUUGUGAAGAAGGCUAGUAGCUUGCUUGCUGCUCAGGACAAGACCAGCCUUGACAACACAGACCUUACGGUGACGAGCUUGAACUACAUCGAUGAACUUCAAUCGUACAACGGCAAUGGACGUUUCCAUCUCGGCACAUAUUUUGACCGUCGUAACAGUUCGAAUGUUUCGCCGAAAUCCCCCGACUCAGGACAUCUCAUCAAUGGAGGAUUGAAAGAACAACCAACCGUGAUCGCGCUACAGAAUGGAAAAUCGCCCACCAGUCCGAAGAGUGAUAGUACCCUGCCGAUAACUGACUACACUCUAAUGCCACAGAAUGUGCUGCUGAGCGGUACUGACCAGGAGAUCAAAAAGACAGAUAUGUGCAAGAUUGAGGCAGCCGCAGGUUUGGAACAUCCGCUCAUCAGCGCAACGCUUUCGCCAAACUCGAGCAAAGUACCAUUGAUUGGUGCAAAGGAAGGCUCAGAGGAAGACAACCGACGGCAAAAAACAGUUGAAGAGAGCGAAGACGUAUCGAAACUAUUUUCCUUCCUGCAAGUACUUACUGCUACGUUUGGAAGCUUUGCGCACGGUGGUAAUGAUGUGAGCAAUGCUAUUGGGCCACUGAUCGCUUUGUUUAUGAUUUAUCGCGAAGGUUCGGUACUGCAACAGUCGGAAACUCCUUUAUUGAUACUGUUAUACGGCGGAUUGGGCAUUUCUGUUGGUCUAUGGCUGUGGGGUCGACGUGUGAUCGAAACGAUCGGUAAUGAUCUCACAAAAAUUACUCCAUCUACUGGUUUUACCAUCGAAAUCGGUGCCGCCCUAACCGUGUUAAUCGCGUCCAAGAUCGGUUUACCCAUUUCCACGACCCAUUGCAAGGUGGGUUCGGUCGUAUUUGUUGGCCAAGCGAACUCACGGCCAAUGUCGGGCGGAAGCAGUAAACAUUCGCAUCAUGCCGUCACAGCGCAACAGAAAGCCGUUGAUUGGGGAUUGUUCCGUAACAUCGUGUACGCUUGGGUAGUUACUGUUCCGGUAGCGGCCCUAUUAAGUGCUGGUUUCAUGAUGGCCCUACGCGCUAUAGUGUUACCCUAAGCAAGAGCGGACAGCAUAAAUUCCAACCGUUAGUAGAAGAACAGCAAUAAUAAAGUGACAGAAAAGCAAAAUGCACCAGCGGUACGUUAGGAAAUUGCAAAACGGACAGCGUCAGUAUUGCGUCAUAUGCCCGGCGCAAAUGAAUUCAAACAAACAUGCACUGUCAUACUCAGCGAAUGCAACAGACGCGGACGAAAUGGAAUGCUGUUUAGAGAACAUCGAAGGUCACUUAAUCUUAUCUCCAGAACUUUAGUUACUUAAGCAACAUCUUUAAGAUAGAAAUAAUUUUUGUACUGCAAUAGUGUUAGUUCAUUCUCAUCUCAGAACAUGAUUUUCGUACACCACUAGUCUCCAAGAGGAAGGUUACAGGGUUUUUUUUAACUGGAUUAUACACGAGGAGAAAGCUUUAGUCGUUUUUGAUAGGAUGCAGAGAGUAGCGUUCUUUCUAUCCUUCCUUUUUCAAGUUCGAAGCAUGGUUUUAUCUUUGCGGAGCACUAGCAGUAUCGCCAUCAUUCGUCAGGCUAGUUCCAAUUUUCCUGAAGUAAGUUGUAAUUUUAUCAUUUCUCUCACUAGGUAUAGCAAAACAAAAAAACAGUUCAAUGCUACGGUAUUUGCACUAUGCAGACAGUACAAGAGCUGUUACGGGCCCUUUGCUUAGCAAAGUAAAACUUUAAGUGCGUGGAUAAGGCAGACGGGCAUCUGUUGCGGGACGAACAGAUAACACAGUGUUCGGAUUGUGCAAUGCGGCAGUUACGGUCAACUAAAGCACAUUCGCAUUGAGUGAUGUUGAUCAGACUCUACAUAGCACGGUAAACAUGAAACGUACAUGAAUAGUUACAUCGAUAAGCAGCAGUAAGGAAAAAAAUAUCAGAAAAUCGUGGUAUUGAUGAGUGUAGCAUACAUCGAUAACAAUUAGCGAAAAACACAACAAACCCAUUAACACAGAUCGUAGAGAUAUUCUAAUUUACUGAUCGUUAGCAGAUAGUGAACCAGCAGUAAAAGCUAGUGUAGAGUGAGAUUCUAUGUAGCGUUAUGAGUCGUGCAGAUAAAAAUAUCAGCAUAAACAUUAAAACAAAAAAAACACACACACAAAAUCUGCCAGCUCAAGCAACCUAAAUGCCGUACAAAUAUGGCGGGAAACCAUUAAAAACACAAGAAAAAAAUAUGAAGCCUUUUAUUUUCUCUUCCGCGCGUGUGUGUGUGUGCGUACGAGCAAAACAACUUGUAGGUGUGAUGUUUUCUCAAUUUUUCCGGUUUUUUUUUACUGCAAAGAAAAUGUACGUGCACCGUAGAUUUUGUUCCCCCGUUUUACAUUCAUUCGGUAUCCCGAACACAAGGUCGCACAUAACAUAUUGAUGAAAAUGUGUCAAUUGCUAACACUGUUCAUUGUUCCACGGUCGGUCAGUUAGUAUGGAAAACAAUUAAAUGUGGCAAACAGUGUCUGUUGGAAUUAUCAAAUUACGGUGAAUGCCACCCUGUGCUCUCAUCAUCAACCAUUGACAAUGCUAAUGCUGCCAAAUUGUUGCUUUUCAUUUUCCUGAUGCAAUACACAACUUACGCUCAACUUUACUCGAACGCCAAAUUAUAUCUGUAAUCGAAUAUUUCUGCAAAUGUCCAUUUGUCACACGGUGCAAAAAGCGAUCGAAUGCUUCGAGUUUAGCUACAGAGCUCCUAAUGCUGUGUGCCGUAACGAAAUAGAAAAUCCCGAUUUGUUGUAAACAAACACAGCUACCAAUAUGAAGAUCUCCAUAGGGAAGUAGUUUUGUGUACUAUCUAGGUUGUAAAAUCCGAUCGCUUCCGCAGCCAAUCCAUCCUAGGCAAUACAUGUUCCGUAGAUUCCGUCCUUGUGGAAUCCGUGUGUAAACAGGCGCGUAGUCAUAGCUGCAUAGUUGGCGCGACAAGUUCUGUUUACAAACCGUCAGCCUACUGAUAAUACCGAUAGCAUUGUAGUACUGGUCCAAGUAAGAAGAAAAUGAAAAUAACAACACAAACUAGCGAAGGAUAAAGCAAAGCUCAGCGAAGAACAACUCGGUAUCAUCUGCAGAUGUACUUAUCGAGCAGCAUAUAACUUGUGUGAAGCGAUGAAGCGAGGCAAAAAACAAUGUCAAAAAAACAAAAAAAACCAGCAAACAGAAAAGGAAAGACAGUUUAAAAUGAAAAUUAGCCAAUGUGAUUAUACAAAAAAAAACUCACCGUAAUAGUUAACGCGGGGAUCUCUUUAGGGUAAGAGUCUCUUUCCUACUCUGCAACCCCCCGUGUGUAUCGAUGUGUAUUGUUACUAUGUAAAGUGAAGAGUGCCGAGUGAUGGUGCUAAAACAAAAUGUUCCCUAUCGUCACCUCGUCAUUUGACCGUUGUUAAGCAUAUUACAUGUUGAAUUGAGAAUGCAAUUUCCCGGAUAGCUGCUAUGCAGAUUCCAUCCAAAUGCAGUGUUAGUUGAAGAUAUGAAUGAAAGAGAAAGCAAGGAAAACCAAACACCCGUCAUUAAGAAGAGAAGAAAAAAAACUAAACAAAGGAAAAAACUCAAGCAAAUGAAAAUAGAAGACAAAACACAUAAACAUUACAGUAAAGUUCUGGAUGUUGUAGAAAAGGUGAAACCUAGCGAUGAACUCGAUUAAAGGUUAAGAAGUUAAAAAGGUGUUGCUAACUAACGUUUUCGAUGUGACAAUUUGAUCGUGUAGUAUUUUGUUUUUCCCUUACUUUACCAUUGACUAUGGUAGGAAUUGAAUCUUCUAUAGUUUUUUCUUCUUCAGCUUACCUGACAGCAAAGCUUUGGUUUAACAGAAGAAAUAUUCUUUUUUAUGUAAUAUUUUACAUUAAUUUUUAUACAUUUUUUUUGUACACUAACGUUCACUAUUGCUUGGGGUGCGUUUAUGUGUUUUCGAUUAUAUUUUAAUAAGAGAAAAAUUGUAGGGAAACCUUCACCAUGAGACUGUACCGUAAAUUUGUCGAGAACUCAAACAAUUAACUGAACAAUGAAUCGGAAAAGUAAAAGAUUUUUUUUAGAUACUAGUACAUUUACUUCUCGUAUCGAAUUUUAGUGCUUGCCACGAAUUGUGUGGGCUACAAAUGUCGAUCAUGUACACAAAAUAUUCAUUCUGCGCUAGAGAAACUCUUUUUUGGGACAAUUAUUAUUAUUUUAAAUUAGUGAAAAUUUAUCACAAGAAGUACAUUUGUUUAACUUCUUCGAUUUUCCGAAGUCAGCCGUAUCAAUUUUUCGAUAAUGUUGCAUAAGCAUGAAGUCUAGCGAAAGGCACUCCUAAUUGCGCAAUUUACACUGUAGAUGUGCAGCUCCUUCACAGCCACUCAUAAAAUCCUAUCACAUCAACAACCUUAAUGCUAGAAUGUGUUUAGUAUACGGUGUUAUGUGUAGCAAACCGUUAAAACAUACGCUGUCCGCUUUUAACCAUCGUCACCACUUGAUGGCGACUCGCCACCACAUGGCGAUGGUUUACGUUUGAUUGUACGUAGUUUGGUUUUCCGUGCAGGAUUUGAUCACAUGCUGUGUUGUCUAAAAUGAAUUAUUUAACGCUUAUAACAGUUCUUGUGUGUCCAAUACUUUGAUACAUCUUUCAUCGUGCAAAUAUGUUUUUUUUCUUCUUUCAUUCAGUUUUGGAUUGUUAAGUUCCAAAUAUUCAAACAUCCUUCGGGAGUGCGAUAACAAAGCUUCAUUAAAACGAAGACUCCCAAAAGGCUCACUAGGAGUAACCAGAAAUGUAAAUGUGCUAAACAACAAAUACGAUAAGAGCGUUAUUUUCGACGUGCAAAAAAAAAAUACACAAACCAGAAAACCCAACAACAAUACAGUAGAAAGAAAAACAGGGGUCAUGACUAUUUGAAGCAUAAUACAUAACAAAACCCGCUGCGUAAAGGAGAAAUUGAACCCAAAACAUCUUUCAAAAUAGGAAAAGUGAUACAUCAAAGUGAAAGUGAAACUAAAAAGAAA